This is a messenger RNA of Salvelinus sp. IW2-2015, 966 nucleotides long. Its product is annotated as ras-related protein Rab-39B. Gene Ontology annotation, biological process: vesicle-mediated transport; Rab protein signal transduction. The record is from RefSeq and is a predicted model, not a curated record. NCBI's taxonomy places the organism in Eukaryota, Metazoa, Chordata, Actinopteri, Salmoniformes, Salmonidae. Gene Ontology annotation, molecular function: GTP binding; GTPase activity. Gene Ontology annotation, cellular component: Golgi apparatus. The transcript is spliced from 2 exons. The coding region runs from base 119 to 769 and encodes 216 amino acids.
GGCACUCUCAUCUCUGUCUGACCAGAAGGCAGUAGGCAGCAGCAGCUUUGUAAACACAACGUGCUGCGCUGCUUUGUUUCGGAACCACCACCAUUCUGGGUCUAUCUCUAGCCAUGCCAUGGAUAUUUUGUGGCAAUAUCAAUUCAGGAUAAUUUUGCUAGGAGACUCGACAGUAGGGAAAUCAUCUUUACUGAAGCGGUUUACAGAUGGAAUUUACAGCGAUGUAGCGGAUCCAACGGUCGGUGUUGAUUUUUAUGCCCGUUCGCUAGACAUCGAGCCAGGGAUUAAAAUCAAGCUUCAGCUGUGGGACACGGCUGGACAGGAGCGAUUUAGGUCCAUCACCACUUCCUACUAUCGUAACUCAGUGGGCGGGCUCCUCGUGUUCGACCUGACCAAUCACAACACCUUCGACCACGUGAGGGAGUGGCACAAGGAAGUGAGCGAGCACAUCCUGCCGCACAACAUGGUCUACAUCCUGAUUGGCCACAAAAGCGACCUAAACAAGGACCGGAAGGUGACGCGGGACGAGGCUGAGCAGCUGGCGGCGGAGAUGGGGAUACGCUAUGUGGAGACGUCGGCUAAGUGCAACAGCAACGUGGACCGGGCCUUCCAGCUGCUCAGCAGGGACAUCUAUGAGCUGAUGAAGAUGGGGCAGAUCACCACGAGGGACGGAUGGGAUGGGGUGAAGAGUGGCCUCACUGCCAGGGUCCUGUACCCGGGUGAUGUGGACAUUGAGGUGGAGCCGAGGGAGAAGAGUUGCAACUGCUGAGAGACUGACCCUCGAUCCCUGACCUCUGACCUCAUCAAUGGUAAUGUUCAUUACGCACCAAAUGGAAGAAAACGKAUUGGAACAGARAGGGACUACCUGGAAUUGUCCAAUAAGAAACGCAAAUGUAUCUUUUCCGUUGCGAAUCGUUCUAGAACGUGUUCCGAUGCGUUCCCUAAUAAACACGACUCAUGUCUCCA